Bipolaris oryzae ATCC 44560 is the source of this 765-nucleotide messenger RNA. RefSeq lists its product as uncharacterized. The record is from RefSeq and is a predicted model, not a curated record. NCBI's taxonomy places the organism in Eukaryota, Fungi, Ascomycota, Dothideomycetes, Pleosporales, Pleosporaceae. The transcript has a single exon. Bases 1 to 765 code for a protein of 254 amino acids.
AUGUUUCCCACUAUUACCAAAGCACUUGGCAUUGACACCUCCAAGACUUACAUGCAGAUUCAGAAUACCAUUACCAACAUGGAUCAAAUGCCUGACGGACACGACAUCCGCAGCUACUCAUCUUCGUCCCGUGAAGAGCUUCUCUCAGCCGGCGCAGUCAAUAUCUUCAAUGGUCAUGGCGAAAAUUCCAUCGCUACGGUGCCCAAAUUAGCCUUGGUUGUUGUCUCUUCCACAUUUCGCAAAUACUUGACGGCAGAUCCCGAUGCAGAAUUCAUCAAGAUCACCGAGGAAUCACUCGAUGAAAACGCUGUUGCUAAGCUCAUGGAAUGGGUCAACACUAUCAUUAGCAUCUCCAAUGGGCGUUUGCAAAUUGAGCUUACUCAUGCAUCCAAAGAUGAUGAGGCUAUUGCAACCAUUCACAUGCGUCAUGCGGCACAGUACCUAGGUAUGGAAAAGUAUGUUGAACACCUCGUAACCCAAUACAAGAGCCACAUUCACGUGCGUAUUCCUACGCUUAAGGAGGGCGAGAUAAUCGAGCGCUUUGCCAGGCAAGGCCAGGAUGACAUGCUUGAGGCGUUGGCUGCGCGACUGGAAUAUCUGCGUCGUACAGGUAGAUCCAAUGCAGGCAUGUUUGAGUAUGGAAAGUUUCUAAAGGAAAACCCAAAGGUCACGAAGGCGAUUAAGGAGAAUAGGCGUAUUGCUUACUCAAAGUACUGCUUCUCUUGCCGAUGGAACGAGAAGAAUUCUCUUUGCGGUCUCUGGUGA